GCAAUUGUUUCUGUGAUGCGCCCGCAGUCGCCAACGGCGCGGCCCCGACAACGCGCGUGCGCGAGUGAUGUUAUUGGACCACUUAGCUUAUUGAGGAUUACUCUCGGCGUCCUCGCGUCCUGUUCAUAACCAUGGUUCGCAUUCCCAUGUUCGUGGGGCUUCUGUUGCUGGGGUGCCGCAGCUCCUCGCCGCAGGCGGUGCUCAAGACCUUCACGCUGGAGGAGCUGGUUCCCUUUCGAGGGGAGUUCGCCCCGGACAGACAUACUGGGGAUUGGAUCUCAGACAAAGAAUUUGUGCAUAGAGACCCUGGCCAGGGCAUCAUUAAGUACGAUGCUUCGACGCGAACUCAAUCGACGCUAGUAGACGAAAACGAAUUGUAUAAAUUGAGCGGCUACUCAGUUUCCAAGUUUUCGAAGGACCUGAAAUAUUUAUUGUUGACUUCCCAGGAGAAAAAGGUUUACCGAUAUUCACGCCUCGCCGUGUACUCGGUAUACGACCUCGGAAACAAGUCGACCCAAAACAUAAGCAAAGGGGACCUGCAGGUGGUGGCCUGGGGCCACGGCCACUCGCUGGCGUACGUGCAGAACAACAACGUGUACUACGUGCCCGACGCCGCGCGCCCCGACGACGUCACGCCGCUCACCACCGGGGGCAAGCUGGGGGAGGUCUACUUCGGCGUCGCUGACUGGAUCUAUGAAGAGGAGGUGUUGAAUGCGGCAGAGGCACUGUGGUUCUCGCCGGAAGGCACUUAUCUAGCGGUAGCAUCCUUUAAUGACACUAAAGUGGAAUCGGCUUCAUAUCCCAUAUACGGGAAUCCAUUUGAUAUGAAUAACCAAUACCCUGAAAUGGUGCGGUUCAAAUAUCCAAAGGCAGGUCGCGUAAAUCCCGCAGUAGGCUUACAAGUCUUCAAACUUGGAGAUCCUUCCAGUGAAGCAAAGAAUAUUCCUGCACCAGUAGACGUUGUUGGUCUUGAUCACAUACUAGGACGAGUGGCUUGGGCAUCCGACCACAAUCUCAUAGUAUUGUGGCUUAACAGACGACAAAACAUAGGUUUAUUGGUCAACUGCGACUUGACAAACUCCAAAUGUAAUAUCCUUCAGGAGCAAACGGAACCUAAUGGAUGGAUAGACAUAACUCAACCCUAUUUUGACAGCACGGGAACUAAAAUGCUGGACAUUCAGCAUCAAUACUCUGACGAUAGAAGGUUUUCACAUGCUACUAUUUUCGAUUUCAAUACUUCAGAAACGAAAGACCUAAGUUCGGGCAACGUGACUGUAACGGAAAUUUUAGGAUGGAACGAAGAGAAGAAUGUAGUCUAUUACGUUGCCGCGCCUGAGAGCUUACCAUGGCAAAGGCAUUUGUGGUCGUCGACAGUGAGUGGGGCCGAGGUGCGGUGCGUGUCGUGCAAGCAAUCGUCUUGUCAUGUCGUGGACGCAGACUUUUCACCAGGUGCCAGAUUUGGUAUCUUAUCUUGUAGUUCGAGUAAUGUUCCUCCUAAAAUAUUUUUAUACAGUGCACAGACUGAUGAAUUUGUAUUAUUGAAAGAUAAUUUAAGACUGAAUGAGAAAUUAAGCAAGUACAAGUUGCCAAUGACCUUGUUUAAUAAGAUAAAUUUGGGGGAGGAUGUGACGGCGAACAUUAAGCUGUUGCUGCCGCCAAUGAUUGAGAAGGGUCAGCAGUACCCCAUGGUGGUGCGAGUCUACGCCGGACCUGGGACGGCCCGAGUAUUGGACAACUUCGAUUUAGAAUACUACAAUAUGUACUUAUCAGCGAACAGAAGUUUUAUAUCAGCAUCUAUUGACGUGAGAGGCUCUAAAGUCAUGAGCGUUGAUAAUAUGUUCGCCGUGAACAACGCUCUUGGGACCGUGGAAAUAACUGACACUCUCGCUGCCAUCAGGCGUCUCGAGGAGUUGUACCCGUUCAUCGACCGGCGGCGCGUGGGUGUGUGGGGCUGGAGCUACGGGGGCUUCGCGACCACCAUGAUGCUCGCCCGCGACGACCAGCACCUGCUCGCCUGCGGCGCCGCCGUCGCGCCCGUCACCUCCUGGCUGUAUUAUGACUCAAUCUAUACCGAGCGUUACAUGGACACGCCGCAAGCCAACAGAGCGGGCUACCACAACUCGGACCUGAUGUCCUUGGCGGAGACCCUGCGCGGACGCAAGUACCUGCUCGUGCACGGCAGCGGCGACGACAACGUGCACUACCAGCACAGUCUGCAGCUCGCCAAAAUUCUGCAGCACUCUGACAUUGCCUUUGAACAAGUUAGCUAUACAGACGAGAACCAUUCGCUUCGAGGCGUGAGUCGGCACUUCUACCACACGUUGGAUCGCUUCUGGACUCAGUGUUUUUACUCCUAGUUAUUAGUUAUUUAAAUAUUUAUAUAAGACUAUGUAAAGGCCCCUACAACGAGCUUGUGUUCAGCGUUAUUGUAACAUUUUGAUCUCUAAACUGAAGAAGAAAUGAAUUCAUUUCUGAACUCAUUUACACGUGCCUGUU
Molecule: messenger RNA, 2496 nt
Organism: Cydia splendana
Lineage: Eukaryota; Metazoa; Arthropoda; Insecta; Lepidoptera; Tortricidae
Product: venom dipeptidyl peptidase 4-like
Exons: 14
Coding region: 132-2357 (741 amino acids)
Biological process (GO): proteolysis
Cellular component (GO): plasma membrane
Molecular function (GO): dipeptidyl-peptidase activity; serine-type peptidase activity
Source: RefSeq, a predicted model, not a curated record